AUAUAGAUGAGUGUGAACGCAACCCUCUGCUGUGCAGGGGUGGCACCUGUGUGAACACUGAGGGGAGCUUUCGGUGUGACUGUCCCCUGGGCCAUGAGCUGUCACCAUCACAGGAGGAAUGCUUAGAUGUAAAUGAGUGUUCACUGAGUGACAGUCUCUGCAGAAAUGGCAAGUGUGUGAACAUGGUUGGGACGUAUCAGUGCUUCUGUGACUCUGGGUACCAGCCCACUCCUGACAGACAGGGAUGCACAGAUAUUGAUGAGUGUAUGAUAAUGAAUGGAGGCUGUGACACCCACUGCACUAAUUCAGAAGGCAGCUAUGAGUGCAGCUGCAGUGAUGGCUAUGCUCUGAUGCCAGAUGUCAGGACAUGUGCAGAUAUUGAUGAAUGUGAAAACAACCCAGAUAUCUGUGAUGGUGGGCAGUGUACCAAUAUCCCAGGGGAAUAUCGCUGUCUCUGUUACGAUGGAUUUAUGGUUUCUAUAGACAUGAAAGCUUGUGUUGAUGUGAAUGAAUGUGAUUUGAAUUCCAACAUCUGCAUGUUUGGGGAGUGUGAAAACACCAAAGGCUCCUUCAUUUGUCACUGUCAAGUUGGGUAUUCAGUCAAGAAAGGAACCACAGGGUGCACAGAUGUGAAUGAAUGUGAAAUUGGAGCUCACAACUGUGACAUGCAUGCCUCCUGUGUCAAUGUGCCAGGAAGUUUUAAAUGUACCUGCAAAGAAGGUUGGGUUGGAAAUGGCAUUAAGUGUAUUGAUCUUGAUGAAUGCUCCAAUGGGACCCAGCGGUGCAGUGCCAACGCCCAGUGUGUGAACAGCCCGGGCUCCUACCACUGUGCCUGUGCAGAAGGAUUCACUGGAGAUGGCUUUACCUGCUCUGAUGUUGAUGAGUGUGCAGAGAAUGUCGACCUGUGUGAAAAUGGGCAGUGCCUGAACGCCCCCGGCGCCUUUCGCUGUGAGUGUGAGAUGGGGUUCACUCCUGCCUCUGACAGCAAGUCCUGCCAAGACACGGAUGAAUGCUCCUUCCAGAAUAUUUGUGUGUUUGGCACCUGCAAUAAUCUCCCAGGAAUGUUUCGAUGUAUUUGUGAUGAUGGCUAUGAACUGGAUAGAACUGGGGGAAAUUGUACAGAUAUUGAUGAAUGUGCUGAUCCUAUUAAUUGUGUUAAUGGUCUUUGUGUAAACACUCCUGGAAGAUACGAAUGUAAUUGUCCUCCGGACUUCCAGCUGAAUCCUACUGGAGUGGGUUGUGUGGAUAACCGUGUGGGCAGCUGCUACCUGAAGUUUGGACCAAGAGGGGAUGGGGGCCUGUCCUGUAACACUGAGAUUGGGGUUGGAGUCUCUCGUUCCUCCUGCUGCUGCUCGCUGGGAAAGGCUUGGGGGAACCCCUGUGAGACCUGUCCCCCCGUCAACAGCACUGAAUACAAUACUCUCUGUCCAGGGGGAGAAGGAUUCAGACCAAAUCCCAUCACUAUUAUUUUAGAAGACAUUGAUGAAUGUCAGGAGCUGCCAGGUCUCUGCCAAGGUGGAAAUUGCAUCAACACUUUUGGCAGCUUCCAGUGUGAAUGCCCAAAAGGUUACUACCUCAGUGAAGAGACAAGAAUCUGUGAAGAUAUUGAUGAGUGUGUUGCACACCCUGGUGUCUGUGGUCCUGGCACCUGCUACAACACCCUGGGGAACUACACCUGCAUUUGCCCACUUGAAUAUAUGCAGGUGAAUGGAGGACACAACUGCAUGGACAUGAGGAAAAGCUUUUGCUACAGGAGCUAUAAUGGAACCUCCUGUGAGAAUGAACUUCCCUUCAAUGUGACCAAAAGGAUGUGCUGCUGCACAUACAAUAUUGGGAAAGCCUGGAACAAACCUUGUGAGCCAUGUCCAACUCCAGGAACAGUUGAAUUCAAGAGCCUGUGUGGAAAUAUUCCUGGCUUCACUUUUGACAUCCACACUGGAAAAGCUGUUGACAUUGAUGAAUGUAAGGAAAUCCCAGGAAUCUGUGCCAAUGGAGUUUGCAUCAAUCAGAUUGGCAGCUUCCGCUGUGAGUGCCCCACUGGAUUCAGCUACAAUGACCUGCUCCUGGUCUGUGAAGAUAUUGAUGAGUGCAGCAAUGGGGAUAACCUCUGCCAGAGAAAUGCUGACUGCAUCAACAGCCCUGGGAGCUACCGCUGUGAAUGUGCUGCUGGCUUUAAACUGUCCCCCAACGGUGCCUGCGUGGAUCGCAAUGAAUGUCUGGAAAUUCCUAAUGUUUGCAGUCAUGGUCUGUGUGUGGACAUGCAGGGAAGCUACCAGUGUGUGUGUCACAAUGGCUUCAAGGCAUCCCAGGAUCAGACUAUGUGCAUGGAUGUUGAUGAGUGUGAGCAGUAUCCAUGUGGAAAUGGAACCUGCAAGAACACAGUUGGAUCAUACAACUGCCUGUGUUAUCCAGGAUUUGAAUUAACUCGUAAUAAUGAUUGUGUGGAUAUUGAUGAGUGCAGUUCCUUCGGUCAAGUGUGCAGAAAUGGACGGUGUUUCAAUGAAAUUGGUUCUUUCAAAUGUUUGUGUAAUGAAGGAUACGAGCUUACUCUGGAUGGCAAGAAUUGUGUUGAUACCAACGAGUGUGUGGCACUGCCUGGGUCGUGCUCUCCUGGUACCUGCCAAAAUUUGGAAGGAUCAUUCAGGUGCAUCUGUCCACCAGGAUAUGAAGUAAAAAGCGAAAGUUGUAUUGAUAUUAACGAGUGUAACGAGGAUCCCAACAUCUGCCUCUUUGGGUCCUGUACGAACACCCCAGGAGGUUUCCAGUGCAUCUGUCCCACGGGUUUUGUGCUGUCUGAUAACGGGCGGAGGUGCUUUGAUACCCGUCAGAGCUUCUGUUUCACCAACUUUGAGAAUGGGAAGUGCUCAGUGCCAAAGGCUUUCAACACCUCAAAAGCCAAGUGUUGCUGCAGUAAAAUGCCAGGAGAAGGAUGGGGUGAUCCUUGUGAGCUCUGUCCAAAGGAAGAAGAAGUUGCUUUUCAGGACCUGUGCCCAUAUGGUCAUGGAACUAUUCCUGGAAUUGAUGAUACACGUGAAGAUGUCAAUGAAUGUCUUGAAAGCCCAGGAAUUUGCUCCAAUGGUCACUGCAUCAAUACUGAUGGAUCAUUCCGCUGCGAGUGCCCCAUGGGGUACAACUUGGAUUUCACAGGAGUGCAUUGCAUAGAUACAGAUGAAUGUUCCAUUGGCAACCCCUGUGGAAACGGGACGUGCUCUAACGUGGUUGGCAGCUUUGAGUGCAGCUGUCAUGAAGGAUUUGAGCCAGGCCCAAUGAUGAAUUGUGAAGACAUCAAUGAGUGUGCUCAGAACCCCCUGCUGUGUGCUUUUCGUUGUAUCAACACUUACGGUUUCUAUGAGUGCACCUGCCCAGUGGGAUAUGAACUGAGGGAAGACCAAAAAAUGUGCAAAGAUCUGGAUGAGUGUGCUGAAGGUCUCCAUGACUGUGAAUCAAGAGGCAUGAUUUGCAAAAAUCUGAUUGGUACCUUUGUGUGCAUUUGUCCUCCUGGGAUGACACAGAGACCUGAUGGAGAAGGAUGCACAGAUGAAAACGAGUGCCGCUCCAAGCCAGGUGUCUGUGAAAAUGGUCGUUGUGUCAAUGUUGUUGGGAGCUACAGAUGUGAAUGUAAUGAAGGAUUCCUGUCAAGUCCAUCAGGCAUUGAAUGUCUUGGUAAAUAGCUCUGUACCCAUUUCAUUUCAUAGAGCAUAA
This is a messenger RNA of Cyanistes caeruleus (blue tit), 3702 nucleotides long. NCBI's taxonomy places the organism in Eukaryota, Metazoa, Chordata, Aves, Passeriformes, Paridae. The record is from RefSeq and is a predicted model, not a curated record.